This is a messenger RNA of Mya arenaria, 366 nucleotides long. Its product is annotated as prosalusin-like. The transcript has 3 exons. Bases 1 to 366 code for a protein of 121 amino acids. Gene Ontology annotation, molecular function: ATP binding; ATP hydrolysis activity. The record is from RefSeq and is a predicted model, not a curated record. NCBI's taxonomy places the organism in Eukaryota, Metazoa, Mollusca, Bivalvia, Myida, Myidae.
AUGGCUGACGAGGCUCUAAAAUGCUUGGCGUUUGCCAUCAAACAAAAUUUACAUGGGCAACACCUUGUCAUUAGCGCAACAGUCAAACACUUGAGAGGACAUGUAGAAACCCAUCCAAAAAGGCCUCUUGUGCUCUCGUUUCACGGUCUGUCAGGCACAGGAAAGAAUUUCGUUAGCUCCUUAAUCCACAUCAUAAAGCAACACAUCGUAGCGACAGUUCAAGCAUGUCCUGAAUCUCUCUUCAUUUUUGAUGAAAUGGACAAAAUGCCAAGUGGAAUCAUGGAUGUUGUGAAACCGUUCCUUGAGUAUAACCAACCUGUUGAAGGGACCGACUACAGGAGCUCAAUAUUUCUAUUUUUAAGGUGA